GCAGAGUUCAAAAGAAGCAUGAUUCUUAAAGUGGUGAUUUUCGCAUUGUCCUUCGUGGCAGUCCCAGCAUACCCUCUCCACCGCGAGGCGCAGUGGACUGAUUCACACAGCAACCAGGCUCAUGAGAAGACUGAACUCUCCAAGGACAUAGAUGGGAUGUGGAAGAGCCAGGUGGACAGCAGUGACUUGUACCACCAGCAAGGCGGUGACAACCCCCUGGUUGGAGAGUUCCGCCACAAGCUCAACAUGGAGUCUGAGAGGCUGCGGGCUCGUCUGCGCCAUGAGCUGGCUCAGCUCCGGGAGAGGCUGUCCCCUCUCUCCUCGUACCCAGCCCAGCCUCACUUUGCCCUGGGCAGCACCAGAGAGCGCCUGGCCCCCCUGACCCAGCAGCUCCAGAGUGCAGUGAGUGGCAGCACCAGGGAGAUGUGUGACCAGCUGAAGCUCUACCUCCAGGACCUGGAGGUGGCCGAGGCCCAGCCGGGGGUGGCCAUCUACAGGGAGGCGGUGCAGUGGGUGAGCAGGAAGCUGGAGGACAACGGAUCCAAGAUGGACGCCAUCGUCCUGGAAUUCCAGACGCAGGCCUCCAGCGUGAUCAAAGAGCUGAGGGCAGGCAACUUCGGGGAGGGGCCAGGGGCGGGGCCCUGGGAGGAACUCAGCACCAGGCUGGGACAGGAAGUGAGGUCGUUGAGACAGGAAGCACAGAACAGGGUCGGGUCCCUGAAGGGAGAGCUGGCCACUCUCCUGCUGUCGGGCCAGCCUCUCAAGGCUGAGGUGUUGUCCAUUCUGGACCAGUACUUUAAGAGCACCACCCUACAGAACCAGCUUUUCCAAGCCAGGAUAGAGAGGAUAGUCCUGGGGCUGGAGGAGGACCACCCCUCCUAUUCCUCCUCCUCCUCCUCCUCCCCCCAGGAGCCAGAUAUCCUGAGCUUUCUGCAGGAGGACUUCUCAGCCAAGCUGAGUGCUCUGCUUCAAGACAUCAAGGACUCUCUCCCAUCUCAGAGCCAGACAUGAUCUCAAUCACGACCCAGCCCUACAGAACUGUCUCCCCUACCCAAAUUGUAUAUACAUCUCUCCUCCACCUGUAAAACUUUCACCCCCACUCGUAAUGAACUCUCUCCCCCACCCCUACUGUAUAUAUGUCUCUGUCCAGCCUCUACAGAACUCUCUCCCCCACCCCUACUGUAUAUACGUUUCUCCCCCACCCCUAAAUAAGGAUCUCCCCCACAACUACUCGAUAUAAGUCUCUUCCCCACCCUUAGAGAACUCUCUCCCCCACCCCAACAGAAUUGUCUCCCGCACCCCAAUAUGACUUGUGUAACUGCACCCAGAGAUGUACAUGAGUUUCUCACAGCCCAUCCUGCCCCUACCCCUGGCUCCAUGCACAGUGACCCACUAAAAGACAUGAACUCCUAUCGUCUGUGCAGUCCUUCUACCUCCUUGCCCACGCCAGGGUUGUACAUACAGUGAGUCUUUAUUUAUGAAUGUGUUGUUGUGUUUGUUGAACUGUGUAUCAUGAGAAGUCAAGGUCAGUACGCUGUAAAAAAGUUGUAAAUAAAGAAGAUUUGUAAACUGUAAAGUAAACAUAUCAU
Hypomesus transpacificus is the source of this 1589-nucleotide messenger RNA. RefSeq lists its product as uncharacterized. The record is from RefSeq and is a predicted model, not a curated record. NCBI's taxonomy places the organism in Eukaryota, Metazoa, Chordata, Actinopteri, Osmeriformes, Osmeridae. The transcript has 3 exons. Bases 19 to 1011 code for a protein of 330 amino acids.